Phymastichus coffea is the source of this 7308-nucleotide messenger RNA. RefSeq names its product ubiquitin thioesterase trabid (gene trbd). Gene Ontology annotation, biological process: cytoskeleton organization; cell migration; protein K33-linked deubiquitination. NCBI's taxonomy places the organism in Eukaryota, Metazoa, Arthropoda, Insecta, Hymenoptera, Eulophidae. Bases 948 to 3107 code for a protein of 719 amino acids. Gene Ontology annotation, cellular component: nucleus; cytoplasm. Gene Ontology annotation, molecular function: cysteine-type deubiquitinase activity; K63-linked polyubiquitin modification-dependent protein binding. The transcript has 13 exons. The record is from RefSeq and is a predicted model, not a curated record.
AUAAAAACUUGUGCUUGAGCCUGUUGCUGCUCAGCUGAUAAGAGUGUGAUAUAAUACAUCGAAUUUACCUUUGUGUAUAUGCCUCUGCCUUCCUCUUGCAAAAGAAGAAAGUCAAAAUACAUUGCUACCAACAUAAGAACCACCUUGGCAAUCGGCAAUCGGCAUUCGGCAAGUGCUCGCGCAACUGUAGCAUAUACCCAGAUAAUAUAUAUAUGUAUGUGUCUAAAUUAGCAGCACUCGUUGGAUAAAGCAGUGUGAGUUCGGACGUCGCAGCAGAGCAUCAACGGAGCGCGAGUGAGUGAGCGCGCGCGCGAGAGAGAGAGACUUGGAGUGUCGUGUGGUGUCCCUGUGGAAGACGUUGCUGUGACUCGACACGACGACGACGAUCAUGGCGGCGACAAGAAGAUGGUGUUGUAGCAGCAGCUACUCGUAGUGUCUAGCGAACGUUCGUGCGCGAAGUAGAGGAGACAAUUAUUUGCCCAAUGAGUUUACGGUGAUAGCAGUUUACCACUUUGCCUUGAGCACAAGACCACGAAGAGCAAGGACUUAUUGCUUGAAUGAAAUCUGCUUAUGCAUGACAGCCAAUCGUGGAUUGUGAGACUAAUUUUCAUACCAGAUAAGUACUAUUAUUUAUGAGUAGGAUUAAAAGUCAGACAUCACCAUGAUCUCCAUUCAGAUAAUUAUCCCAUAAUGCAAACACCAUUACAUAACAGACCUAAGAUACAAGUAUUCCUGAUAGAAAAACUUUGGCCAAAGUUUUUACACUAUAAAGUAAGCCCAGAUCUUUCAAAGCCAAAAGGCAAAACGUAAAACUUUUUUUGAUAUUAACAAGCCACACACUGAUACUACUUCUAUAAUCUGCAAGUUGUUCAUCAAACAACUAAAGGCUAUAAAGUUACUGUGGCGCCAUCAAGAGAAAUAAAGUCGACGUUAGCUGCAGUGGAAAAAUGAGUAGUCGCUCUGAUGUUGAGACAGAGUCUAAGUGGACCUGUGAAUACUGCACUUAUGAGAACUGGCCGUCGUCGCUGAAAUGUACAAUGUGCAGAGGGGCCAAGCCACUUCUUGGUGAAGACAUUUAUCGUUUGAGGGAUACUAGUCCACAACGAUCAACCUCAAAUGUUGCUUCGGGUCCUGUGCCACCAGACAGUGAUUCAUACAAUUUAGGUUCACAAAAUUACAGUCAGAAUGUGCCACCGGAUGGAAAGUGGUACUGCGAAGGGUGCACCUAUCUCAAUUAUCAGAAUGCAACUCGUUGUACAAUAUGCUCAGUUCGACGCUCGCCAACAAACACCACACCACAGCACAAUCAGCAUCAACCGGUUAUCGCCUCCAAUCUUCACGAGCAACUUGCACCGCUCAGACUUGGUGAUCCACCGCCCACGCCUCCAACAAAUUCGCAGUGCAAUGCACCAUCGCAGGAAAAAUGGUCAUGCACAACGUGUACCUAUGAGAAUUGGCCAAAAGCGAAUAAAUGCGUGAUGUGUGCACAUCAACGUGAAAGAGAACGAGCAGGGCAUCAACAUCAUCAGCAGCACCAACAGCAGCGUGAGAGGUCCGCGAAUAAUGCAGGCAUGAUAUUGCCAAGCCCCGAGAGGGAUCUACACUACAAUCAGCGCGGAUUACCCUCGCCACCACACACGCCUUACAUUCACCAAGCACAGCGUGAAGACAACCUCGCGAUAGCUAGGCGAAGUUCACACAGAUUAGACGGUAGAAAUGACAGUCUUCCCGCGCCGCAAUCACCAAACAACUGCGACUACGAGCGCCGAUUGAAGCAGUUGAGACGCCACAACGACUGGUGCUGGUUAAACGCCUGCCUAGGCAUUGUUGAGGGUGAUAAUGCUGCUGUAGAGGCUUAUCUCGCUAGUGGUGGCGAUCCAGCCCGUCAAUUAACGCAUUCCGAGGUCUUACUGUUGAACAGAAGCAGUGCUUUUGACAUAGGACACACCUUAGUUCAUUUAGCGAUCAGGUUUCAGAGAGAAGAUAUAUUGGCGACACUGUUAUCACAAAUCGAGGGUUCAGGUUCUGGGAUAAAGAGAGUGCCGAGUUAUGUUGCACCUGAUCUUGCAGCUCAGAUACGCCGUCAUGUUACCAAUAGCAUACGUAUGCGAAAGGGUUCUUUUCCCUGCUAUUUCGUCACCGACAUGGCAACAUUUGCUUUACCUGCCGAGGUAGAAGAUUUGCCAAGUAUGGUACAAGAACAAAUGUUAGAAGAGUUGUUAGACAGGGAAGCUCAACAACAAUUGGAAGGUGGCGAACCACCGGCGUUGAAUUGGUCUCUUGAGAUAACGGAACGACUUGGCAGUCGACUUCACGCGUUAUGGAACCGUUCUGCCGGCGAUUGCCUUCUUGACUCUGUGAUGCAGGCUACUUGGGGUGUCUUCGACCGUGACAAUGCACUACGACGUACCCUUGCUGAUACUCUCAAACAAGCUGGAGAAUUUUUCCAUCCUCGUUGGCGGGAAUAUGAAGCUUCGCAAGCUUCCAGGAUGUUAGAUUUCACUCUUGAGGAGACGCAGUGGCAGGAAGAUUGGGAGAACCUGUUGGCUACGGCAGCUCAACCCGGAAGUGCACUCGAGCAGUUACACGUUUUUGCUUUGGCUCACAUACUGAGACGACCAAUUAUUGUUUAUGGUGUUAAAUACGUUAAGAGUUUCCGCGGUGAAGAUAUAGGCUAUGCCAGAUUCGAAGGAGUCUACCUGCCUCUCCUCUGGGAACCUUCCUUCUGUAUUCGUUCACCAAUAGCAUUAGGCUAUACUCGUGGUCACUUCACUGCUCUCGUUCCCAUCGAACCAUACUCUUCAUCCCGUAUCCCUGCAUUGGCUCACGGCAGUGUGAAUGUAGUUGGUGGCGGCAAUAGUCCAAUUCAACAACUGCAAAUGCAAACAACAUUCAUGCCACUAAUGGAUCGUGAUCAUAAACUGUUAUCUAUACAUUUUCUCAGUCCCGAAGAAAUUGGCAGGGAAGAAACGAUACUCAAGCAAUGGCUGGACGUAUGCACUACGGAAGGUGGUAUUCUUGUUGCUCAACAAAAGUUACAUAAAAGACCGUUGCUAGUCGCACAGAUGCUUGAAGAGUGGCUCAAUCAUUACAGAAGACUAGCGUGAGUAGUAACGAAGACCAAGUCAGAUGAAUGAAGCACCGUUUUCGAGAACACUCAUGUUGCAGGACUACAGUAGCGACGGCGAUACUGAAGAUGAAUAACGCGAGCGAAUGCCAAGUAUUGCAAAAUCUCGAGCUAACACGGAUAAAUGCCUAUUUGUGAAUGAUUAGUAAGUCGGCUAAUUAAUUUCUGGAGAGAAAGCGAAAAAUAUCAGCGGGACCUAUGGUUAUUAUCAGGACAAUGUCGCCAAAAAAUAAUCGCACGCGUAGCUUCCAAUCCUCGAGAAUAAAUGUGCUCGGAACUUCAAAUUUCGAUAAAUAAAUGUAUAUUAUAUAAGAACUCAUGUUCUGGGUCUCUGCUUUGCUCGUCUGUUUUUGAGUCUUUAUCAUAGUCGUGCGGGUGGAAAGAAUGACGAUUGUGGACGAGGAAAAUCCAUUUUAUGCUUGAGUGAACCAUAAGAACUGCAAAUUUAUAGGAAAAUGACAAUAUUUUUACAGUUCUCUUAAUUUGUGAACAAAGUAUAGUAAUUUUCCUCGCCAAUGAUUUUUCAGAGCUUUUAAAAAACCUUUCAAAUAGUUAUAGUGUACUUGUAGUUUUUUGAAUGAAGAUUUUUAAGAGACGAGCAAACCAGAAAUCUAGAACUCUAUCAAGUUACUUAGCGAGGUAACUCGAUUAAUUUUUUUCGAAUCUCCAUCGAUUCGCACGAUUAGCUGUACAUGAAAAAUAAUUUCAGAUAAUAAGUUUAUUUAUUAACUUUAUUGACUUCACAUAUGUUGUAUGUGUAUGAAAUUGAAGUAGAGAGAGAGAAGAGAGAGAGAGAGAGGAGAGAGAGAGAGAGAGAGGGAGAGAGAGAGAAGAGAGAGUGAAAGAGGGCGAAUGAGAUCGAGAGAGAAAGAGAGAAUGAAUGAAUGAGAGAGUGAAAGAAACGUCGGAUUUCUUAUUUUUUGCUUCGCAUAGUCGUAAGUAAAAAUCAGAAAGCUUAGAUGAAAAAUAAAUUUAAUUAUAGUAAUGGUUGAGGUCGAAACAAAAUAAAUAAAAAACCACAGUUUUUUGAUUCCACUAGGGAUGUACCGGUGCUGCUAAACAAAUAAUUAAGUAAAUAAAACUCUAUAAAAUAAAAUUUGCAAAUCAAUUACUACUUGACGCAAUAGGCGUUUACCUUCAAUCCGUGAUGAGCUUGAGUCGUGUGUAAAAUCCUUACACUGUCCGUAUUGUCGGAUUGAGUCUAUAACUAGACUUUGUUGUUAACCAAUAGCUGAAUUUAUCGUACGAAGGAUGUAGAGGCUUUCAAAGAAAAUUUAGAGUAAAAACAAAAGAAACUUUUUUAUGUAUUUUCAUUUCAUGCAGAAUAAUCAUUGUUCGAGAAUACUUCUACACAAACUAAACAUAACAUUUUAUCUGUAAAUAUUUUUAACUGGCUUUAUCAUGAUAAUUCAAUUAAUUGUGAUUAUACUUUUAAUACUUUCAAGAUAGUGUUUUCAACAGUAAGUUAAUACACAGCUGUAGCCUCUUCCUUUCUCGACUCCAAUACAGUAAAAUGAAACAAAAAGAAAAAAAUGAUAAAAAAAUAAAAUCAUAUGAUGUAUUAUCGUUACUGGUUCUCACUGGGGAAUCAAAUCGUCUUGUUCUGAAGCGUUCCUUGUUGAAUUAGCUUUAAUGGCAAAACUGAAAAUAAGAAAAAAAAAAUUAACCAUAAAGUCGCAAACAACGAUGCCGUGUUUAAUGGCGUAAAAGCGAAGUAUUUUAAAAAUAAAAGUCAGUGCACUUCCGUCUAAUCGUGUUAUAUCGAAGAGUUUCAAAAACCAGAAAGUUGCAUCUAAUUUAGAGUAAAAAUGUCCUUUACCAAUUCGCGAUUGUAAUGGUUAAUACAACAAAAAAUAAAUAAAAUACAAGUGUGGAAUGGAUAUAUAAUUUACAAUUAAAUAAUCGCUCGGCCAAACGAUUAAAACCUUAAUCAAAAGAGUACAAAGAAAUUAUAAUGGAGUCCCUUCGUUAAUUAUUGUACCCUGCUUACAUUUAGUCUUUGUUUCAAGGUAAAGUCGAGUCACGACGCUGUAGGCUUUUAAACAAUAUUUCAUUAGUUAUCAAGGUACGCGCUCAGUCUCUUUUAGCAACACUGAUGUAAAAUACAAUCAAUGAUAAUAAUAAUUAUUUUUAUUUCUAAAUGAUUAUAUAUGUGGGUUUUUGAGAUUGAAAAUAAGAUUUUGACAUUCUAGACGUAUGACUUUUCUGUAUUUUAAUUGGUUGGUUGAAGAGAUGAAAUGUGUAUUUGUGGAAUGACAAGACAAUUAUUUGUGAUUUGUAAAAGAAACGUAAGUAACAGUAACAGUCGUGUCUCAACUAGGAAAAAAAAUCAACUCUAACGUAGACUCUAGUCCUUUAGCGUUUUAUUAUCGUUUUAUUUUGCUCCAAUCACAAGCGAUUGUGAUGUUACUGUGUAAUUCAUUAUGGGGUGAGAGGGGAAGAGAUAUUGACGCGAAAAGUUUAAAAUUAACAGAUAAGCAGAGUAUAUAUUAUGUUGUAGAAAUAAAGAUGAAUCAUGGGAUUAUGAAAAACCGUAAAGCAACACGUCCUCUCUGCAUUUUUUGUUCUCUUUGAAUGUCAUUCACUCUCUUUUUGUUGCAAAUAAAAGUGUAUGUAACGUUACGACGUGCCUUGCACGCUGUGGUAAUUUUUCUGAGCGAGCGAUUAUAAAGUUGAGUGGCAAAAAAAUAAUAAAAAAUCUGUUUUAAGUGUUUUUUGCGUUGCCACGUGUUUUUUGUAUGGCAUACGACAGUUAAAGAGGUUAUUUAAACGUGAGAAAAAAAUGUAUGUGAAAGGCGGGAGAGUGAAGAACAAAUUUAAUGGAACAAAGAAGCAGAUAGAAGUCUAUAUUAAUAUAGAAAAAUAUAUGAAAUGGAUUAUAUUGAAUAUAUAUCGAUGUAUAAUAAUUCUGAAGGACAAUUGAAUGAUUUAUUAAUUAUUCAUUAUUAAUGCUACUACAAUUAUAUCGUCGUAAUAACUAUGGUUAAUGCCACAACCACCGUGAUAAAAUAAAAGAAUAGAUGAAAAAUUUAAGCAGAAUGAUGAAGCUUCGAAAAAAGUCCAGGAGACAGCCAAUUAAACAAGGAUUGUAUAAAAACUCGCAAAAUGAGAAUGUUCAUAUUUGCUGUGAAGUUCAAACUUGUAAGGAAAUAGUUAAUAUGGUUUACGACUUAUUAUAUUUCAAAAACAUCACUAUAGAUUUUCUUUCCUUCAGGACACUUGCUUUUCACUAAAUAAAAUCAAUUUUUUAAUUUAUUUGAAAAAAAUAAAAUAAAAAUGCAUCGAGAGUUUUUUCAAUGUGAAAUCUCCCGAUCCUGUAAUGUGAUUAUCUCUGUGAGUCGGAUUUUAUUAGUAUUAUUCGAAUUGUCGAAGAAAAAAAUUAGUUUUAUUUUAAGUUUUAUUUUUCCCCUUUUGAAGUAUGAUCAUAGUGAAACUAUGAUCUAAAAUGGUUUUUAAGUGAUCACGUAGAUUUUUUUUAUCCUUUCGCUCACUUGAAUGAUUUUGUUUGUUUACAAUUUUUAUGCCCGACACAGCUUGUACUUAAGUUUGUUUCUUUUUAGGAGAAUUUGAGACAAAAAUAAAUACAAAAUGGAAAAAAUAAUAUUUUAUAUUUAUUAUUUAAUGUUGAAUAAUUUGAUGUAAUCCAUAAAAAAGACAUCCUGCAAUAAAUAACUAUAUUGUAACAAAAACCUAAUUUUUUUGCGUUUUGUUUUGUUAAAUGUUUAGAGUUUCAUGCUUGCACACAAAAUUAAGAUUAUUUGCCUAUUCACUUAAAACUUGGCAUUAUAAAACAAUGAAGUUUUAAACAUUGUAGUGAAAGUGCGAAUGUUUUAAAAUUUAGUAAACUUUAAACAAUUUUAGAAUGUCUGACUCCGUAGACAUUGUCAAAAUACUAAUACGCUAAUCGAAGACUUUAGUAUGAUUAUUUAUAUUGAAUUUUAUUCAUUUUACAUAUUUAUUGUAUAUUUCUCUGACACAUUUUAGAUUAAACUUAAUUCGAACAGCAUUGUAGUAGUGUGACGUAAUUUAUUUUGAUUUACUUUUUGUGAAAAAGCAGAAAAUAUUUUUUUAUCUUGUUUUAUAUAUUAAGCCAGAGUUAAAAAGAUCCAUACAUAUGCGCACAGCCAUAUGCGUGCUAUAUAAAGGUAAGCCUAUUUCUUACCUGUAAUGGGUUCUGCGAA